Molecule: messenger RNA, 3339 nt
Organism: Pseudophryne corroboree (corroboree frog)
Lineage: Eukaryota; Metazoa; Chordata; Amphibia; Anura; Myobatrachidae
Gene: PGAP1
Product: post-GPI attachment to proteins inositol deacylase 1
Exons: 27
Coding region: 280-3093 (937 amino acids)
Biological process (GO): endoplasmic reticulum to Golgi vesicle-mediated transport; GPI anchor metabolic process
Cellular component (GO): endoplasmic reticulum
Molecular function (GO): phosphatidylinositol deacylase activity
Source: RefSeq, a predicted model, not a curated record
AACGCUCCUUCGUAGACAACCAAUCGAUGCACGCGUUAAAACUGCCAAUAGAAAUUACAUAACAUUUUCCAAUCAGCGUGGCCGGUUCUUGGGAUUGUCAGGAAGUAAUGCUGUCGUCUUGCUGUUAGGGGAAGAAGAGUUUAUUAUGCAGUUUAAUGCUGUAGCUGCCAGUGUAGAGCUGUGGUUUUUUUUUUAUAUUAGAAACCACAUUUUUCAGUCGUAAUCUAAUUUCUUAAUACAUUGUGAAUUUAAGAAUUUUUAGAGUUACAUUUAUAAGAAAUGAAACUUGUAAGCGCUAUAUUUAAUGGUUUCUUAGUGCUAUUAGUAGCCAUAGGCAUUAGAGAUGUAUUCUUCGUGUAUGAAAUGAACAGCUGCAGUAUGACCUAUAUGUUCGAGUAUCCAGAGUAUCAGAAAAUAAAGCUUCCCCAAAGAGUAUCCAGAUUAUUUCCGGCAUAUGAACUGUAUCUGUAUGGUGAAGGUAUUUAUGCAGAAAAAAACAAAAAUCUGUCCUUAAGUGGAAUUCCAGUUUUGUUUCUUCCUGGAAAUGCUGGUAGUUACAAGCAAGUUCGUUCUUUUGGUUCAAUUGCCCUUCGAAAAGCUGAGAACAUUAAUUAUAGUUAUCACUUCAAUGUUUUCAGUGUGAAUUUCAAUGAAGAACUUGUUGCACUUUACGGUGGCAGUUUACACAAGCAAACCAAGUUUGUCCAUACUUGUAUUAAAGCAAUACUACGCCUUUAUAAGAAUCAAGAAUUCCCCCCCCAAAGUGUUGUAAUCCUUGGACAUUCAAUGGCUGGCCUGGUUGCAAGAGCUUUGCUUACGCUAAAGAAUUUUAAGCCUCAACUGAUAAACCUCAUUAUAACACAAGCUACACCUCAUAUUAUGCCUGUGUUGCCGGUAGAUUAUUAUCUCACUGAUUUUUAUGCCUUAGUGAACAGUUACUGGAUAUUGAAUGCAAAUAAACUUCAAAACAUAACCACACUGUCUGUUGCCGGGGGAUUUCGAGAUUUCCAAGUUCGUUCGGGAUUGACAUUUUUGCCAGCCUCAAACAUUCAUAAUAGUGUGUUGUCUGUUGUGAGCACGGCAGUUCCAAGGACAUGGGCAGCGACAGAUCAUCUUUCUAUAGUGUGGUGCAGAGAAUUGAAUCUAGCUACUGCAAGAGCUUUGUUUGACCUUAUUGAUGAAAAUACAAGACAGAUAACAGAAGACCCCAUUAAAAGAAUGUCGAUUUUACAACAUCACUUUGUAAAACAUGCAGCAAAGCUCUAUGAAUCAUCAUAUGAAACUGUCAUAAAUAUUUCAGAGUCGGCAUCACUGAAUUAUGUCAAAACAACAAAAUGGGGACACACAGUUAUCAAUGCUUGCAAUGAAACAUAUUUUGCAUUUCCUCUUCAAGAUAAAAGAAAAACAUAUACUCAUUUUCACUGUCGAAACACAUUCUUGUACACUCACAGUUGGAUCUUUGGCUGUGCUGAUAAAGUUUCUGCUAAAUGUGUACAAAUUGAAGACUUUUCAUGGAGAACUGAUCUGCUAUCUACUGCAAAGAUUGUCACCUUAAAUAUGGAAGAAUUCUCAAAUUUUUCACAUUUUGUGCUCUAUCUGCCUACAACCAAUAACAGUAAGUUUUCGGUGGAGUGUGAAUUCUUAAACGAAGAUUUGAACACCAUGCAAUUGCCUGUAACACAUGCAUUGUCAUUUGGUUUUUCAUCAAGCCACAUAAAGAUAAAUUCUUCAGGACUGCUUCAUAUUUUACAACUUCAAGGAUUCAACAAGAUAUACCAAGCUUUUAACAUCUUGAUUAAGAAGAACUGUACUGAAUCGAUAGAAAGCAAACCUAACAUUUUCAGAUUGCAUGUACCAUGGUCACAUGAGGAUAUCAUUAGAAUAUCAAGUGAUGAACUACCUCUGCAGCUCUCUGCCAAGCUUCAUGUGCCACAACCACAAAAUGACAGUAGGAUGGUAAUGUUAACUCUCUAUACAUCUGCAGAUUGUUAUUAUGAGGUGACAAUCUCUACCUCAUUCCUUCAAAUGCUUGGACAGAUCGUCAGAUGUCAUUGGCCAUCCCUUCAAGUUUAUAUUUUAUCUAACCUGCUUCUUGCAUAUGGAGCACAGUUGCAUUAUCUGUCAAGCACAGGGCACUGUUUAGAAUUUGAUGCAUCACUGGAUGUAGCAGCGAAGCCAUACAAAGUUGAUCCCAUUAUAAAUAUUUGCAGAUUCCUAUUAGGUUAUGACUGGUUUAAACAUAUUUGGGACACCUUAUUCCUGCCACCGCUUGAUUCAUCAGAGUUACAUUCUUUGGGUCUAUUGUUUCCAGUGGCAUCUUUACUUCUUUUCAUGUUUGGAACUGGAAUAGCAUAUUGGAGUGGAAUGAUUUUCAAGUUAACAAUCAAAAUAUUAUCAAGACUAUGGAUAGCAUUAACAAGAAGCACUGAUCUACCAAAGGAAGAUGCACAAUUUACAUUUAAACUAUUUGCAGAAAUCUUCUUCUUCUUUUUUGUUUCUUGGACAACUUGUGGUGCCUUUGGAACUUUACUUGUAUUUCUGCGCUAUUUGAUUAAGGUUGUGAAGUUGCAAUCUGUUCUAAAGAGAUACCCAACAUCGGAAUGUGGCGUUCAAAGUACAUCUGACAGUAAAGCAACAAAUAUUCUAACAAGUAACAGCUCUAGUAAAACAACAGAAGUGGAUAACGCCAUCCCAGCUUCAGAGCAGGAAACUGCAAUUAAACCAAAUUCCAAUUCAGAUUCCAACACAGCUGCUGAUAGCCUCAAAAUGCAUAUAACAAUCAUGAACUUACUUUUGUGGAUGAUUCUACUCAUAUUACCAUCCUUUAUCUACUGGUUAAAAAAUAUCAGGUAUAACUUUCAACUGGACCCUGAUCCAAUGAAAUUUUUGGCUAUUAUACUUGUCUUUACAAUGGAAAUGUUGAUGAACUUCAGUAUAUUAUCAAUAAAAGCCAGCAAGCUCCUGAAGACAACAGCCCGCCUUCAGCUUCCUUUUUCAGUCAUAGUUGUGGCCUUUGGACAGCUACAUUUAUACAGAGCUGCUUAUUUUAUUACAUUCUCUCUUUUUGUACAUGCACUGUCCAACUUCAUAUAGCUCUUUGAAAAUGGUAGAACAAUUUUUUUUAAAUGUAAUCCUGAAGCCACUUUGAACUUACAGUACUUGUUGGUCUUUGGAACCUAAAUGUAUGUUCACUAAAAUUUACUUAAACCUGAUUCUUUACAAAAUAAUAAAUAUUUUUGUUAAUUAAUUAUUGAAAAUAAAUCAUUUUGUGAAAUGAGUAUCAUUAUUAAAGAACUUGAAUGUACACGUAAUAUUGUGUAUAUAAAAUGUGUUUAAAUA